Molecule: messenger RNA, 2319 nt
Organism: Polychytrium aggregatum
Lineage: Eukaryota; Fungi; Chytridiomycota; Chytridiomycetes; Polychytriales
Exons: 7
Coding region: 266-2293 (675 amino acids)
Source: RefSeq, a predicted model, not a curated record
AGUGCGGGCUCCCUGUCGCUUCGAGCCCACGGCCCAACCUGCCCAGAGACCACCGCCGAGAGACCCGCAGCCAGACACUGUUCCCGCAGACUCAUCGCACCACUACAUCACCCCUCUUCGCCCGCCCGAGAUCGAGCCAUCGAGACCGAGCCGUCGAGAGCGCCGCCAACAGCAACACGGCGGAGCCAGGUUCGCGGCAUCGCCCAUCAGCACCGAACUCCACCGAUACCGCCGGCAAACACACCGGUGACGGCGACCCUGUAGAAUGAGCCAGAGCUCCGUGGAGAGCAAAAGCCAAAGUCAAAUCAUCCUCCCGACGAACGAGCUGUAUGAGCGCCGCGAUCUGCAACCCCGGUCUCGGUCUGAGGAUGGGUCGUUCGGCCUCGCCCAUCGACGGCGUUCGGUUUCGGCAUCGGGAUACGAGUCGACGCGAAUCGACCCCGCCGUUGAGGCCAUGCUCCGCGACAUGCGGAACGACAUCCUGGUCUCUAACCAGGAACUCUCCGAGAUCAAGAAGAGCCUCCUGGCGCUGUCCGAUGGUCGGUCAGCCCACGAACACACAAGCGCCGUCGAUCCAAACCAAAACGCCGGGGGUAACGACAAUCAGGUCACCGCACCCUCGCGGUCCUCUCCGCACACUUCGCAAGAACACCUGGAAGAAGUACACGAUCAAGUCCCCGACUUUGACGAAGAGGCAAGCGUUAUGCCGUCGAUGGCCCGGAAAAACAGACGGGCAAGCAUCCAGGAGGUCUUUUCGAAACCAGUCGAGUGGACCGUCAACCGGCAGCCCAACAUCAAGAUUGAGAGCAAGCCCCUGAAGAUCAUCCAUCCGUUUUCGGGAUUUCGGGCCGGCUGGGAUGUGACUAUGGGAGCGUUCUACUUCCUGCUGCUAUGGCUCGUGCCGCUGAUCGUUGCCUUUGAUGUCUUUCAAAUCGCCGUUGUACCAAUGGGCAUCUUCACCUCGGCAAUCUAUGUGUGCGACAGCGUCGUCGGGCAGCUGACACAGAAGGUCGUCGAGGACGGCGAGAACAUCAAGAAGCCAACACCCUUCUCGUUCUACCUUGGAGUGCUCAUGGAUCUGAUCAGUAUGGUUCCGUUCGAGCUCCUUCCGGUCACAAACAGCAACCUGCUCGUCCUGAUCCAUCUCCUGCGAGCUCGCCACUUUCCCAAGCUCAUAUCAGAGUCACAGAUCUUCAAGCAGAUACGAUACGAACUGGAGGAGCACUUUGACAUCGGAGAGUUGAUCUGGACCCUUAUCGGACUCACUUUUAGUCUGCUCAUCAUCUUGCACUGGGAGUCAUGCGCCGUUUGGAUCAUGGGCAAAGCCAACGGAUACGCAUCAUGGCCAGCUGAGUAUCGGGAUCAGCUCGUCAACCAGGGCUUUGGCGGACAGUACGUCUGGGGCUUCUACAUUGCCGUCUCCAACACCUUCCCGCUGAGCUUCAGCACGUAUAUCACCUCGGAGCAAAACGUUUUCAUUCUCUUUGUAAUUGUGUGUGCAGUGCUGUACGCAGCCAUCAUCGGAACGUUUUCAUCGCUGGUCAUGGGUUUCGAUGCUUCCGGUCGGCAAUACAAGCAAAAAAUCGACGCCAUAAAUGAGUAUCUGCGCUUCAAGAAGAUUCCCGACUCAACCCGAGCCAAAGUCCGAGAGUUCUACCAGGUCAAAUACCACGGAAAGUUCUUCGAGGAGGAGACGCUGCUGAAAGAGCUCAACGAGUCCAUGAGGCAGGAGAUAGCCAUGUACAACUGCCGGGACCUGAUAUCGAAAGUGUCGUUUCUGCGUCGCAACAAAGGCGACGGCCGCGACGAGCUAUUUCUCACCAAGCUGUGCAUGGCGCUGGUGCCGUGCUAUUUUAUCCGGAACGAAAUCAUCUUUACGAGUGGACAGGAAGGAUCAGAUAUGUACUUCAUCCAGUCCGGAGACGUUAGCGUGAUUGUCAACGGAAUGAGCGUUGCCGAACUGUCGGACGGAUGCUUCUUUGGAGAGGUUUCCAUGAUAACGGGAAGCGCACGCACGGCAACAGUGCGGGCCAACCGCAAGAGUGUCAUGUACAAGCUCGGACAGUCGGGAUUCAACCAGAUUCUGAAUGAGUUCCCCGAUGUCGGCCAGACCAUCCAAGCCGCUUUUGCGGCGCGCAUGUCCAAGGUGCUGAAAGAAACCAUUCAAGCAGGGCUGACCAAAAUACCAGGGGGAGUCUCCAGCCGCAGCAAUUCAAUAGCCUUUGGAAUGAACCCGAAUAUCAGCGUCAACGGGGAUCUCCUGGUGUCAGGCAACAUCAUGGGCGAUGUGUAGCGAUCGCGACUCGUCCCGGAAGGAAG